ACAUCGUUCUUUUAUAUUUGAAAGGUACUGCACCCCACGAUACAGUGAAUUCGAAGAACUUGAGCGUAAAUACUGGAAAAACCUCACAUUCAAUCCUCCCAUCUAUGGAGCAGAUGUGAAUGGUACUCUCUAUGAACAGCAUGUUGAUGAGUGGAAUAUCGGCCGGCUGAAGACCAUCCUGGACCUGGUGGAAAAGGAGAGUGGGAUCACCAUCGAGGGAGUGAACACCCCCUACCUGUACUUCGGCAUGUGGAAGACGUCCUUUGCCUGGCACACAGAAGACAUGGAUCUGUACAGCAUCAACUACCUGCACUUUGGAGAGCCAAAGUCUUGGUACUCUGUUCCACCUGAGCAUGGGAAACGCCUAGAGCGUCUUGCCAAAGGCUUUUUCCCAGGAAGUGCUCAAAGCUGUGAGGCUUUUCUCCGGCACAAGAUGACUCUGAUCUCCCCAUUAAUGCUGAAGAAGUAUGGCAUUCCCUUUGACAAGGUGACCCAAGAAGCCGGAGAGUUUAUGAUCACUUUUCCAUAUGGUUACCAUGCUGGCUUCAACCACGGCUUCAACUGUGCAGAGUCUACCAAUUUUGCUACCCGUCGGUGGAUUGAGUAUGGCAAGCAAGCUGUACUG
Molecule: messenger RNA, 625 nt
Organism: Grammomys surdaster
Lineage: Eukaryota; Metazoa; Chordata; Mammalia; Rodentia; Muridae
Product: lysine-specific demethylase 4A-like
Exons: 5
Biological process (GO): chromatin remodeling
Cellular component (GO): nucleus
Molecular function (GO): histone H3K36 demethylase activity; histone H3K9 demethylase activity
Source: RefSeq, a predicted model, not a curated record